Daktulosphaira vitifoliae (grape phylloxera) is the source of this 2008-nucleotide messenger RNA. RefSeq names its product protein transport protein Sec61 subunit alpha (gene Sec61alpha). Bases 143 to 1573 code for a protein of 476 amino acids. The record is from RefSeq and is a predicted model, not a curated record. Gene Ontology annotation, biological process: post-translational protein targeting to membrane, translocation; SRP-dependent cotranslational protein targeting to membrane, translocation. Lineage: Eukaryota; Metazoa; Arthropoda; Insecta; Hemiptera; Phylloxeridae. Gene Ontology annotation, cellular component: membrane; Sec61 translocon complex. Gene Ontology annotation, molecular function: transmembrane protein transporter activity; signal sequence receptor activity; ribosome binding. The transcript has 9 exons.
AAGUGAAAAUUGUGUACGUUACUGUCGUGUCCACAUAAAUUUUGUUAUUCAUUUCGUAAGGUUCUUUACGUAAAGUACCUCUGUAUUUUUUUCUAAUGCAACUACAUUAAAGCAAAAAGACUGUAAUAACGAACGCAUCAUUAUGGGUUUUAAAUUUUUAGAAGUAAUCAAGCCUUUCUGUAGUAUUCUACCAGAAAUAGCCAAACCUGAAAGAAAAAUUCAAUUUAGAGAAAAAGUAUUAUGGACUGCUAUUACUUUAUUCAUUUUUCUAGUAUGCUGUCAAAUACCUCUUUUUGGUAUUAUGAGUUCAGACUCAGCAGAUCCUUUCUAUUGGAUUCGUGUUAUUUUAGCCUCUAACCGUGGUACUCUUAUGGAACUUGGAAUAUCUCCUAUUGUUACAUCGGGCUUAAUCAUGCAAUUGUUGGCUGGAGCUAAGAUUAUUGAAGUUGGAGAUACACCUAAAGAUAGAGCAUUAUUCAAUGGCGCUCAAAAAUUAUUUGGAAUGGUCAUUACUGUUGGUCAAGCUAUUGUUUACGUUAUGACUGGAAUGUAUGGUGAUCCUAGUGAAAUUGGAGCUGGUGUUUGUUUAUUAAUCAUUAUUCAAUUAUUUGUUGCUGGUCUUAUUGUAUUGUUAUUGGACGAAUUAUUGCAAAAAGGUUAUGGACUUGGUUCAGGAAUAUCACUUUUCAUUGCUACUAACAUUUGUGAAACAAUUGUUUGGAAGGCAUUCAGCCCUACCACAGUAAACACUGGACGAGGAACUGAAUUUGAAGGUGCUGUUAUUGCAUUAUUUCAUCUUUUGGCCACUAGACAAGAUAAAGUUAGAGCUUUAAGAGAAGCAUUUUACCGACAAAACUUACCAAAUUUGAUGAAUUUAUUAGCAACUGUCUUAGUCUUUGCCAUUGUAAUCUAUUUCCAAGGUUUCCGAGUUGAUCUUCCAAUCAAAUCAGCAAGAUAUCGUGGUCAAUACAGCAGUUAUCCUAUCAAAUUGUUUUAUACAUCUAAUAUACCUAUCAUUUUGCAAUCAGCAUUAGUAUCCAACUUAUAUGUUAUAUCUCAGAUGUUAGCUGUUAAAUUCCAUGGAAACAUUUUAGUAAACUUACUCGGUGUGUGGGCUGAUGUUGGUGGUGGUGGACCAGCCCGAGCUUAUCCAAUUGGUGGUCUUUGUUAUUAUUUAUCACCUCCAGAAAAUCUAUCACAUAUUGCUGAAGAUCCAAUACAUGCUAUUUUAUAUAUUGUAUUUAUGUUGGGAUCAUGUGCAUUCUUUUCUAAAACAUGGAUUGAUGUUUCAGGCUCAUCUGCAAAGGAUGUUGCUAAACAACUCAAAGAACAACAAAUGGUAAUGCGUGGUCACAGAGAUAACUCAAUGAUUCAUGAGCUGAAUAGAUACAUUCCUACAGCUGCUGCAUUUGGUGGUCUUUGUAUAGGCGCAUUGUCUGUUCUAGCUGAUUUUAUGGGUGCCAUUGGAUCAGGAACUGGUAUCUUGUUGGCAGUUACCAUCAUUUAUCAAUAUUUUGAAAUAUUUGUUAAAGAGCAAAGUGAAAUGGGAGGCAUGAGUACUCUGUUGUUCUAAAAUGUUAAACAGAUAAAUUUAAGUUCACGAACUUAUUGUUUACUCAUCAUGUCCCUAUGGGACAAGACUGUUGUCGUAGUCCAUGCAUAAUGAACUUCAGAAACUUAUUUGGAAAAUUUGUUUUUUUUUUCAAACAAUAAAAAAUCAUUGAUAACAACAUUGGCAUUAAUUAAUAAUUCAAAAAAUUUCAUUAAAAAUUUUUCUAACGACACAUUUAUAUUUAUUUGUUAUAAUUUUUUUUUUGUAAAUUAUAUUAAUGUUAGAUAAUAGGAAAUUUAUUAUUUAUAUAUUUUUUUUUUCUUAAAGCUUAAAUUGUAUAAAUGUUGCAUUUUGUAACAUUCUUCCUAAUUUUUAUAAUGUAAAUACUUACAGUAAGUUAAUUUUCUUAGCAGUAAAUUGAUUAAAGGAUAUUUUGAGAAAAGUAAUAUAUAUAUA